AAUCGCAGGGACGCCAGACUGGGCGCUGUCCAAUGGCGUGCGAGCCCCGCCGAGAGUAAUGUUAGAGAGCUGAAGACUGAAGACACUGCGUAUCGCCUGUGCUCCCUCAUACACAGCCAUUGCAGACCAUUGAGAUCCAGCGAUAGUCACUGGAUACUGUCACCAGGAUGGGGAAGGAUCCAACCAAGCCCAGGGGGAAGAUGUCCUCCUAUGCAUAUUUUGUGCAGACCUGUCGGGAGGAGCACAAGAAGAAACACCCUGAGGCUUCGGUUAACUUUGCCGAGUUUUCCAAGAAGUGCUCCGAGCGAUGGAAGACAAUGUCGGCCAAGGAGAAGGGCAAAUUUGAGGACAUGGCCAGGCAGGACAAGGCGCGCUAUGAAAGGGAGAUGAUGAACUACGUUCCGGCGAGGGGGGGAAAGAAGAAGAAGAAGUACAAGGACCCUAAUGCCCCCAAGAGACCUCCAUCUGCCUUCUUCAUCUUCUGCUCAGAGUUCCGCCCUAAGGUGAAAGGCGAGAGCCCCGGCCUGUCAAUUGGCGAUGUUGCCAAGAGGCUGGGCGAGAUGUGGAACGGCACCGCAGCCGAGGACAAGCAGCCCUUCGAGAAGAAGGCGGCCAAACUGAAGGAGAAGUAUGAGAAGGACAUCGCUGCGUAUCGCGCAAAGGGCAAACCAGGCAGCGGUGCGCCAGCGAAAGCCCCGGCCAAGGCAGAGAAGAAAGAUGAUGAUGAUGACGACGACGAUGAAGAUGAGGAGGAGGAAGAGGAUGAUGACGAUGAGGAUGAUGAUUAGUAGGUGGCAGGUGACAUAAAGUGGUCAUUUUCUUGUUUAUAAUGCAUUUAAACCACUUGUACACAAUUCACUUAAUGAAAGAAAAUUCAUUAGUAUCCAAGGGGUAAAAAAUAAAAAAAAAUAAAUAAAACGACAAAAAAGGCUGUGUAUAUCAGUUGUUUUUAUGCUGUACAGUUUUUUUUUUCUCCUUUUUGUAUAGUUAACACUACACAAGUAUCGUGUCUGUAUCUUUCUGCCAGUCUUACUUUUUUUUUUUUUUUUUUUU
Haplochromis burtoni (Burton's mouthbrooder) is the source of this 1053-nucleotide messenger RNA. Its product is annotated as high mobility group protein B1. Gene Ontology annotation, cellular component: nucleus. The record is from RefSeq and is a predicted model, not a curated record. The transcript is spliced from 5 exons. Gene Ontology annotation, biological process: regulation of transcription by RNA polymerase II. Bases 168 to 788 code for a protein of 206 amino acids. Lineage: Eukaryota; Metazoa; Chordata; Actinopteri; Cichliformes; Cichlidae. Gene Ontology annotation, molecular function: DNA binding, bending.